CUUCCGCCGUCUCGAACCCACCACCCCCUAGCAGCAGCCCCCUGCAGCUUUCUUCCGUAGCUUCCAUCCCUGCACUAACCCAGAUAACGCAAUCCUGCGCACCACGCAAUUCACGAUAACGCUUUAUUGCGACCCAUUCAUGGCGCCAUUAUUCACCAUAGCACGCAACACUUUUACAUGUGCUCGCGGGAGUUGCGCGACCGCGAAUAUUAAAACCAAGGGCCCUGCCACUUGUUUCAGCAUCGUUCUCUUCCUCACAAACAUCCACCCAGGACAAGCAGACUUUUUUGGAUUUUCCAUUCUUUUCUUUUUGUUUCGAUCCAUUGCCAUUUUUCCCCCUUUCUUUCUCUCUCCACUUCUUUUCUUUCUAGCAUUCUCGCUGCGAUUAAAGUUAUCUAAGCGACACUUAAACGAACUUUAACUAACCUUAUUGCUUCGCUUAUUCCACAACACCAAAACUCAAUAUGACUACCAGUUCUGUCAGCAAGUUCCAAGACAUUUACGCUCGUGACGCCGAUGCCCGCGAGCAACUCACUGCCGAGGCUGCCGCUCUUCCCAAGCUCGUCUUGUCUGAGCGCCAAUUCUGCGAUAUCGAGCUCAUCCUCAACGGCGGCUUCUCCCCCCUCGACGGUUUCUUGACCCAGCCCGAGUAUGAGAGCGUCGUGAACAACCUCCGCCUCACGAACGGUGCUGUGUUCCCCAUCCCCGUCACCCUCGACGUCUCCAAGGCUUACGCCGAUUCCAUCAAGGUUGGCGAGCGCAUUGCCUUGCUCGACCCUCGCGAUAAGCUGACCGCUGUCGCCAUCAUCACCGUCCAAGACAAGUACGUCCCCGACAAGGCCGUCGAGGCCGAGAAGGUCUUUGGUGCCAACGACCGUGCCCACCCUGCCGUCGCAUACUUGUUCGAGCAGGCCGGCGAUGUUUACGUCGGUGGUCCUCUCCAGGCUUUGGCUCCCAUCCGUCACUUUGACUUCGUUGCCUACCGUUACACGCCCGCUCAACUUCGCUCCGAGUUCGAGCGUAACCACUGGAAGCGUGUCGUCGCAUUCCAAACUCGUAACCCCAUGCACCGUGCCCACCGUGAGUUGACCGUCCGUGCCGCCAAGCAACACAAGGCCAGUGUGCUUAUCCACCCCGUCGUCGGUAUGACCAAGCCCGGUGACAUCGACCACUUCACUCGUGUCCGUGUGUACGAGACCAUUAUCCAACGUUACCCCAAGGGCACCGCCAAGCUGUCUUUGUUGCCUUUGGCUAUGCGUAUGGCCGGUCCUCGUGAGGCUCUUUGGCACGCCAUCAUCCGUAGAAACUACGGUGCCACCCACUUCAUCGUCGGCCGUGACCAUGCCGGCCCCGGUAAGAACAGCAAGGGCGAGGACUUCUACGGUCCUUACGAUGCCCAGUACUUGGUGGAGAAGUAUGCCAGCGAGAUUGGUAUUACCAUCGUCCCCUUCCAAAUGGUGACCUACUUGCCCGACGAGGACACGUACAAGCCUUUGGACCAAGUCGAGGCUGGAACUCGUACUCUCAACAUCAGCGGUACCGAGCUUCGCCGUCGUCUUCGUACCGGCGCCGCCAUUCCCGAGUGGUUCUCUUACCCUGAGGUUGUGGCCAUUCUUCGUCAAUCCUACCCUCCUCGUCCCAAGCAAGGUUUCGUGCUUCUCGUCCCUUCCAACGCCGACAAGUUGUUGCCCAGUGCGUUCGUGUCUGCCCUUAACGAGGACGGUCGUCGCCAUGUGACUCAACUUGCCGACCUCUCCGGUCCCAACGCUGCAUUCGCUGCUGAGCUCCAAAAGGCCGGUGCUGCCGUCGUUGCUGUUGCUUCCGCCAGUGAAUUGAAGACCACACCCGCCGAGACCAUCGUCGCCGAGGUGCUUCCCGAGGACGACGUCGAGGACACUGUGAGACGCACUCUUGCCUACCUCAACGAUGAGGGCUAUCUUUAAAUUGCAUGCAACAAUUUGCUUGUCCCUAAAACACCUUUCCCUUUGUUGAUUAUCAUCCUUUUAGAAGUCCAUUUGCAGUCUCAUGAAAACCGGAUCCGAAUGAAAUAGAAAAGUUUGCAUACAUUGAUGAGGAGAGAGAGAGAGAGAGAGAGAGAGAAAGGAAGAGAGU
Schizosaccharomyces japonicus yFS275 is the source of this 2112-nucleotide messenger RNA. RefSeq names its product sulfate adenylyltransferase. Bases 465 to 1943 code for a protein of 492 amino acids. The record is from RefSeq and is a predicted model, not a curated record. The transcript has a single exon. NCBI's taxonomy places the organism in Eukaryota, Fungi, Ascomycota, Schizosaccharomycetes, Schizosaccharomycetales, Schizosaccharomycetaceae. Gene Ontology annotation, cellular component: cytoplasm. Gene Ontology annotation, molecular function: sulfate adenylyltransferase (ATP) activity. Gene Ontology annotation, biological process: sulfur compound metabolic process; sulfate assimilation; sulfur amino acid metabolic process.